Molecule: messenger RNA, 1215 nt
Organism: Anthostomella pinea
Lineage: Eukaryota; Fungi; Ascomycota; Sordariomycetes; Xylariales; Xylariaceae
Source: the annotation of a GenBank genome assembly
AUGGAGCCUCAACGUCUGCUGGUCUGGGGCCAUUCAGCACCUCGAAGCUACAUACGGCAAAUAUUCUGCUUCCCCUUCGUCGACGGCAAAUCCAACGAUGCCUAUACCCACCUCAGAACCAGUCUGCGCAAAAUUGCUUUGCAAUAUCCCUACUUGACGGAACAUCUGAGAUUGAAGGACGAUCACCAAGCUAAUGUCGUCUACUAUUCCCCCAACGUGGAUACACGCACCCAUCGUCAAUCCAUUCCUUUCGAAACGCUCGACGCUAUGGAUAGCUUUCCCUGGACGUACCACCAGCUCAAGCGAGAAGAGUUCACACCGCGCGCUUUCUACGGAGAUCUGUUCUGUCCUGCAGAUGCGAUCACGCACGAGGGCAAACCUGUUCCCGUGUUGCAACUUCGUGCAGUCCAUAUCACGGGCGGCUUGCUGCUCAGUAUCUUCCUGCACCACUGUAUUGCUGAUGGCGACUGUAGUAGACUAGUACUCGAGGCAAUCGCAGCCCACACCCGAGGGAAUAGGGCCGCAAAGCUGCACACAGAGCUCAAGCUCAACAUUCCUUGUCCACCAACAGCAGCGCUCGCACAGAUCCGUCAAGCGAAAUCCCGUUCCAUGGACGAGAUUGUCAAUACAUGCCCCGGAUACGCCGUUUUACCGGCCGGGAACGCCGCCCCACGCUACAUGCCACGGAAUCGAGAAGGCAAGAUCUUCGUCAUCCGUCUCGAGAAACUCAAGCAACUGCAGAAGUCUCUCAGAGAUGCCGACUCAUCCAACACCGCCCCAUCCACGCACGUCGCGAACUACUUCGGCUAUGGAGUCACAUACGCCAUAGCCGUAGCUCCGCAAGCCAAGCUGAAAACCGCUCACGAGUUCCCAGAAGCAGAAGGCCUCCGAAACCUCGCUUCGACCAUCUCGGCAGCCUUCAAAGAUAUCGACGAGGAAUUCGUCUCCACCCGCACUGCGAUGCUGGAGGCUUGCCCGGACCUGAAGCGGGUCGGCGUGAUGAUCGACGCCGGUCCCUGGGAUCCUCACCACUACCACUACAACACCUGGCGGUUCUUCGGCGCGGACGCUGAGUGGGACGUACCUGGAUUUCUCAGCUCCAAGCCCGACGCUAUCAGACGUGGACAGUCGGACUGGACUUUCGGUGCCGCGAGUGUGAUGCUGGCCAGGAAGGAGGCCGACGGUGAGGCCAAGGGAACUAUUGACCGGAUGUAG